This is a messenger RNA of Geosmithia morbida, 1644 nucleotides long. RefSeq names its product T-complex protein 1 subunit theta. Gene Ontology annotation, biological process: protein folding. Gene Ontology annotation, molecular function: ATP hydrolysis activity; ATP binding; ATP-dependent protein folding chaperone. Bases 1 to 1644 code for a protein of 547 amino acids. The transcript has 4 exons. Lineage: Eukaryota; Fungi; Ascomycota; Sordariomycetes; Hypocreales; Bionectriaceae. The record is from RefSeq and is a predicted model, not a curated record. Gene Ontology annotation, cellular component: chaperonin-containing T-complex.
AUGUCGCUCAAUAUUCCCAACGCCCCCAAUGCGGGCCUGUUCAAGGGAGGUUACAACAACUACGACUCCGAAGAUGGUGCCGUCCUGCGAAACAUCGAGGCCUGCCGCGCCAUCUCGUCGACGGUCCAGACCUCGCUCGGCCCCUACGGCCGCAACAAGAUCAUCAUCAACCACCUGCAAAAGAUGAUACUCACCUCGGAUGCCGCCACCAUCCUGCGGGAGCUCGACGUGGUGCACCCGGCCGCCAAGAUCAUCGUCAUGGCGAGCCAGCAGCAGGAGUCGGAGAUGGGCGACGCCACCAACCUGGUCAUCAUCCUGGCCGGCGAGCUGCUGCGCAAGGCCGAGGAGCUGCUGCGCAUGGGCCUCAAGACGUCCGACAUCGUCCUGGGCUACGAGAAGGCCCAGAAGUUCGCGCUCGACACCCUCGAGGAGCUGUCGGUCGACAAGGUCGAGGACCUGCGCGACCAGGACGAGCUGAGCAAGGCCAUCCGCACCGUCGUAGCCAGCAAGCAGAACGGCAACGAGGACUUCCUGGCCGGCCUGGUGGCCGAGGGCGUCCUGGCCGUGCUGCCCAAGAACCCGGCCAACUUCAACGUCGACAACAUCCGCGUCGUCAAGAUCAUGGGCGGGAGCCUGGACCAGUCCCGCGUCGUCAAGGGCAUGGUCUUCCCCAAGGAGCCCGAGGGCUCCGUCAAGAAGGCCACCAAGGCCAAGGUCGGCGUCUUCACCUGCCCCAUCGACAACAGCCAGACGGAGACCAAGGGCACCGUGCUCCUGCACAACGCCAAGGAGAUGACCGACUUCACAAAGGGCGAGGAGUCCCAGCUGGAGGCCUCCAUCAAGGAGCUCUACGACUCGGGCCUCCGCGUCGUCAUCGUCGGCGAGCGCAUCGGCGACGUCGCCCUCCACUACCUCAACCGCUACGGCAUCCUGGCCAUCCGCAUCCUGUCCAAGUUUGAGCUCCGCCGCGUCUGCCGCGUGGUCGGCGCGACGCCUCUGGCCCGCCUCGGCGCCCCCAUGCCCGACGAGAUGGGCUCCAUCGACGUGGUCGAGACGCUCGAGAUUGGCGGCGACCGCGUCACCGUCUUCCGCCAGGAGACGGACGUCACCCGCACCGCCACCCUUGUCCUCCGCGGCGCCACCCAGAACCACCUCGACGACGUCGAGCGCGCCGUAGAUGACGGCGUCAACGUCGUCAAGGCCAUCACCCGCGACGCCCGCCUCGUACCCGGCGCCGGAGCUACCGAGACCCAGCUCGUCGAGAGGAUACAGGACUUUGGCGACAAGACGCCCGGGAUCGCCCAGUACGCCAUCAAGAAGUACGCCGAGGCCUUCGAGGUCGUCCCCCGCACCCUCGCCGAGAGCUGCGGUCUCGACGCCACCGAGGUCCUGAGCAGGUUAUACGCUGCUCAUCACAAGAGUGAAGACUGGGAUACUGGCGUCGAUAUUGAUAACGACGAUGAGACUGGCACCCUCGACACCAAGGAGGAAGGAAUCCUUGACCUCCUCGUCUCCAAGCACUGGGCCAUCAAGCUCGCCACCGAGGCCGCCCGCACGAUCCUCUCCGUUGAUCAGAUCAUCGUCGCUAGGCAGGCGGGUGGCCCCAAGCCUCCUGCUCCCAACCCGAACUGGGAUGAGGACUAA